Molecule: messenger RNA, 1776 nt
Organism: Eimeria tenella
Lineage: Eukaryota; Apicomplexa; Conoidasida; Eucoccidiorida; Eimeriidae
Product: lytB domain-containing protein, putative
Exons: 4
Coding region: 1-1776 (591 amino acids)
Biological process (GO): isopentenyl diphosphate biosynthetic process, methylerythritol phosphate pathway; dimethylallyl diphosphate biosynthetic process
Molecular function (GO): 4-hydroxy-3-methylbut-2-enyl diphosphate reductase activity; metal ion binding
Source: RefSeq, a predicted model, not a curated record
AUGGGGCCCUCCUGCUGCUGCUUCUUAACUCGCUUUUGUCUCAGUCUUUUUUUCUUUUCUUCUUUGUCUCUCCCCGUCACUCCCUUCACUGUCAGCGGAGCCGGCAGCUCCCUCCGCUGCUGCAGCAAGCAGCAGCAACAGCAGCAGCAGGUGUUGCGGCCUCUGCUUUUUAGCCAAGACAUCAGACAGCUAAGGGCUCUACACAGAGUCGCCGCCCAAAGUCUAGGCCUACGCGCUGCUGCGACACAGACGGCAGCACCAGCAACAGCACCAGCAGAGGCAGCGGCAGCAGCAGCAGCAGCGGCAGCAGCAGCAGCAGCAGCAGCGCCGACUGCAGCAGAAGCCGCAUCCGCAGCAGAAAAGGCGGAGUUGGCGCGGAAGAUCUUUUCGGGUUCGGGGGCAGCGCCGUUGGCUGCUGCAGUGGCUGCGGAGGCUGCGUCGGGGGCUGCUGCUGCUGUUGCUGCUGCGAACGCAGCAGCAGCAGCAGCAGCAGCAGCAGCAGGACCCGGAGCAGCAGAACCCCCCGUGGCGCUGCUGGCAGCACCCAGGGGCUUCUGCGAAGGAGUCCGGCGAGCUGUCGAGACAGUCGAAGAGGCCCUCAGGGUCUUCGGGGCCCCCGUUUAUGUGAAGCACCAAAUUGUCCACAAUGAGUAUGUUUGCAAAAAACUAGAAGUAAGUUUUCACGCUGCUGCUGCUGCUGCUGCUGCUGCUGCAGGGAGGCCGCUGCUGCUGCUGCAGGGAGGCCUCGGUAGCGCAGCGAGAGAGCAGCAGCAGCAGCAGCAAAAGAGAGCCCUUGGUAGCGCAGUGCGAGAGCAGCAGCAGCAGCAGCGCCGCAGCCACAGCAGCAGCAGCGCCGCAGCCACAGCAGCAGCAGCGCCGCAGCCACAGCAGCAGCAGCAGCAGCAGCAGCGCGUGUGUGUGCAGGAGAAGGGGGCGGUGUUCGUGGAAGACGUUGCUGCAGUUCCCGAAGGCAGCACUUUGGUGUUUUCGGCCCACGGAGUCCCUCCUGCUGCUCGAGCAGCAGCAGCAGCAAGAAAUCUGAAAGUCAUCGACGCCACUUGUCCACUGGUCCAGAAGGUCCACGUGUACGUACACCAGAAGGCCCGACAGGGGUACCAGAUCGUCCUCAUCGGACACAGAAACCACGUGGAGGUGCAGGGCGUGCUGGGGGAGUGCCCCGAGGGCUCUGCUGCUGCAGUGGUGGAGACAGCAGCAGAAGCAGCAAGUGUGGACUUGGGAGCAGCAGCAAAAGUGUUUUAUGCCACGCAAACAACUCUGGGGCUUCGCGAGUGCAUGCAGCUGGAGGAGACGAUCCGGAGACGAUCCCCGGGAUCGGAGACGAUCCCCAGCGGCUCCGUCUGCUACGCCACGGCCAACCGCCAGUUUGCUGCUGCUGCUGUUGCUGCUGCUGCAGCGGCCCAGUUGCUGCUCGUCGUCGGCAGCAGCAGCAGCUCCAACGCCCGCAGGCUCCUCGAGGCAGCAGCAGCAGCAAACCCCAGCGCCAAGGCGUACUUGGUGAACUCGCCGGAGGACGUGAAGGCCGAGUGGCUGGCUGGAGUGAAGCGAAUUGCCAUUUCUGCUUCUGCUUCGACUCCGGAAGAGUUGACGCAAAAAGUGAUGCAGCGUUUGCGGGAGUUUGGGGUGUACGUACAGCUGGAGGCCGCGGCCGUCAAGGAGCGGGUGCCCACUUGGAAGCUUCCCAAGAAUCUUCGCGACGCCGCGAAGGCGCUGGAGAUGGCGAAUAAAGAAAAGAAUUCAAAAAAUGAAAAUAAUUAA